This is a messenger RNA of Cylicostephanus goldi, 1026 nucleotides long. The record is from the annotation of a GenBank genome assembly. NCBI's taxonomy places the organism in Eukaryota, Metazoa, Nematoda, Chromadorea, Rhabditida, Strongylidae.
GCUCCCUUUGUGUUGGGAUGGGAUAUUUGGCGCGACACACAACGUGCUGAAGAUGUGGCCAUGGCAGUCGUUGAGCAUUUAGAAGGAAACUUGAAAUUUUUCCUAGGAGAUCGUGAAGCCUUCAACUUGAUUUUUGCCGUUCUAGGACCGUGUGCUAAGAAAUUUCCAUCCGUAAAGAGUCGCCUGUCCACAUUCUCAGCUAAGGUGUUGAAAAGCGCAGCAACAUCCCCUGCUAUAGAAGGACAUCUGAGGCAGUAUGUGCCAAAUGCACCUGAGCUUACCGAUGAGGAGAUUCUUGAAGCGCUUUAUACGAAGAACAUUCCUGCUGGCUACAGUCGUGCAAUACUUCUCAACAAAUUUUUGCAACGACGCAUAGAGAUUUUCGCUCGUUCUAGUGAUCCCGCCGAAUUCGAUAACGAAAUGUUGGCCAUUUUUGGCGGGCCUGGCAUUGAAGAACUUGUCGCGCAAAUGCCUCGGCGAACACCGCUAAAAACAAUCGAACAAGUCUUCUUCAAGCUGUUAUCUGCCUUCAAUCCGAAGUAUAAUCCCCAUACUGUAUGCACAUUUUUCACUCUGAAUGCUAUCCGAGAGUUUUGUCGGGUGUGGUCUGCACCGCAAUGGGCGUGUCUUGCACGGUACUUGGUUGAGAUGGUAAUGCGUGAUCCACAACAAAUGAAAAUGGCUGUGGAUUUGAUUGAGCAUCUGGUUGAUAUGACCAGUGUGGAAGUAGCCAUACCUAUGGCUGAAGUGAUUGUUACCUUAGCCAGAUCGGAUCUUCCGGUAGACCAGAGAAGACAUGCUCAGAAUCUGUUGGACGAAAUUCAGAACAAGUAUCCAUGUUUGUUCGUGGAUAAACUGGCAAAUCGUGCAUCCAUACAAGGUGUGCGCUGGCGGCAACGAGACACUGACGGGCUCGUAACAACUCUAGUUGCUCAAGCGGUAGAUCCGGGAGUGACGGACUCGGUCGGUGCAGUGAAAACCCUUACUCAAUUUGUGGAGACUUACCCAAGGGUAAUGAUCCGGUAA